AUGAAUGCAGGGCGUGAAGCCGACUUUGAAACUGAUGGUAAAAUGUCGGUUCAGCUUGUGAAUGACCAGGGUAUACCAAUAACUGCAGAAGGCAAAGUCUACCUGCAAAUUAAAGGCUGUGGAAAUGCUUUCUUCAUCUUGACUAAGAGCGCCAAGUUCAGCGACAAAGGUGGCACAUAUUUUGUAGUUUUGCUGGGAAGUGGCAACAACGGUAAAAUAAACGGAAUUAAAGAGAGCUGUUUUUCGUGUAAACAGCUUAAGGCUACGAAAUACGAGAAACUGUUGGACUGUAACAGAUUCAACAAGUUCUGGGUGACGUGGAACGACAAAGGAAACAUCAAGUUUGGUCGUGGAAUGGAUAUCACUGGCGCUCCAUUGCUCGAUUACACGGGGAGUACCCCGUUUCGCAUCAACUACCUGAACCUUCUGUCAUCCAAGUACAAAGUAAAAUGGAAAGUUAUAUCAGACAAUCCUCCUGUUUUUGUAUAUCCAUCGGCGUUUGGAAAUAAAGUUAUUGAGGUGCCGGAAAAUGCGACUGUCGACACGACGCUGCUGACAGUGAACGCCACAGAUCCCGAGGGUGACGAAGUGACGUACUCCAUCGAUGGCGAUUACUCAGACAUUUUUGAGUGCUAUGAUGACAAGGUCAAUCUCAUUGGAAAACUAGACUUUGAAACGAAGUCUCACUACAUAGUGGAAAUCACUGCUACCGAUAGCUUGAACGACGUUAAACUGGCAAUUACAAUUCAAGUGACAGAUGUCAAUGACGAGACCCCUGAAGUGGAGAUCAAAGCCGGUAUUAGCAUAUCUGAAGAACUACCCGUCGGCACGUCGAUCGGCGGCUUAAUCAGCGGGACAGACAAAGACCGGGGCGACACGUUGAUGUUUCGACUGGAAGGAAACGACAGCAGAUACUUCUUGAAUGUUACAUCAGAAGGAAACGUCAUUACCAACGAUCGCCUAGACAGAGAUGGCAAGAGUGGGCGUGUCAUGUUGGAUGCACUGUCAGUCACCGUAAUUGACGCCGCCAAUCAUGAGAAAAAAGCCGCCAUCAACAUAACCGUUACUGACGUUAAUGAUAAUGCUCCACAGUUCGAACACAACGUGUAUAAAGUCAAUAUUACUGAAAAUCAAGCUAACAAUUUAACCAUUCUGAAGCUCAUUUGCUCUGAUGCUGACCUGGGUUCAAAUGCUGAAUUUAAAAUCAGUUUGUCCAACACAAUGAAUGGGUUGUUUAGACUUGAUAACGAUUCGCUGUUUGUUGAUGGCGAGACAGUAGACUUGGAAUCGAUGGACGAGAGUGUCAUCAUUCUACCUGUUAUUGCAGUCGACUUACCUGACACGGGUCCUUCGCUUACAGGGUCAGCUCAGAUCCUUGUUAAGGUGUUACCUCAAAAUGAUUAUGACCCAACCUGGAGCUCUCCAACCACAGACAAUAAUGGAUCAUUUCCUAACAUCACCAUCGCUAGGAGUACUUCGCCAAAUGUCAUCAUAUCUACGUUUAAAGCCGAGGACAGAGACACUGGCGUACGAAGCAACAUCACCUACAGUAUACUGGCCAUUAGAACAGACUUUGGAGAAAAUGCCAUCAACAAGUUUUCCAUAGACCCCACGACUGGAGUCCUAACACUGUCCUCACCAAUCAGUCUAAACGAGUCGCUGUUUGACGUCACCAUCCAGGCGUCAGACGGCGAUGAGCCCGCCAGAACAGUGGCGGGAAACCUGACCUUGAACGUCCAGAGGUCAAAUCAACACAAGCCGAGGUUUAACCAGAGUCUGUACGAAGUUCAGGUGAAGGAAGACUCUGACGUCAACACCGUCAUUCACACGGCACUGGCAGACGACCGGGAUGGAGAUAAUGUUACCUAUGACGUUACUGGCACGUGGAAUUUCGUGUUUCAGGUCGAGGGUGACAAGGUGAAGAUUUUGAAGAAGCUAGAUUAUGAGAAUCGACGGACGUAUCCUGUCACGUUGAGGGCAAGCGAUGGCGAAAAGGAGGACACGUCUAUUUUGCUGGUGUCAGUCGUUGACGUCAUAGACGAACCUCCACUGAUAACGACCCCCGGCAGGAUAGAGGUGCCGAGAGAUGUGCCCGUCCAGACCGUCCUGGGAGGCGUGUUCACUGUCACUGACAAAGACGAGGGAGACGAAUUCACGUACAAACUUACAGGCAACGACAGUGAUUUCUUCCAGCUGAAUCGAACAGACGGUCAACUCCAAGUGAUAAAACGAUUUGAUUCUGGUGUCAGUGAUGACAGAAAAUUCUUGGAUUCACUGACGCUGACUGUGAGCGACAAAUCUGGCACCAACACCUCUAAAUCACUGAACAUCACCCUUCUGGAGCCUCAUGAUGAUUCGCGGUCUCAACCACAGUUACUCAGGAGUGGCGGCUACAGCGUGGACGUAGCUGAAAACACCACAAUGGGGAGUGUGCUGUACAACCUGACUCUUGAGGUGGACGUGGAUGAUCCCGCAACCGUCGUCUUCACGGUGAUUGAUGGAGGAAACGAGACGUUCUCCUUUAACGAGUCCUUAUUGAUCCUCAGCAGAGAGGUGGAUUUUGAAACUCAGUCAGUCCAUGUGCUGACGAUUAGUGUGAAGUCUGGAAAACACUCUACGUCAGGAUCCAUGGUGCUGUACAUUACUGACGUCAAUGACGAGGUCCCCGUCAUAUCGUUGGAGGAAAACCUCACACUGGCGGAGGAAAUACCUAUAGGAACACAUAUAGCCGGCCUAUUCCAGGUUGUUGAUAGUGACAAGGGAGAUAACCUCACCUAUUCCCUUACAGGAAACCAUAGUCAGUACUUUGACGUUAAUCCGACAAACGGCCAGCUGAGAAUUCGAGAGAGGAUAAAUCGAGAUGGCGCUGCUGGAAUUCGUGUGUUAGAGGAGAUAACUCUGAACGUCGUAGAUGUUGCGGGUCACGUCGCAAAUAAAACAUUCAACAUCACAAUUACAGAUGUUAACGAUAACCCGCCAUCUUGCGGUGACAUUUUACAUAUAGCUAAUGUCACAGAAAACUCCACCAAUGAGAUUGUCGUGACUUCUCUUUCCUGCACUGACGUGGAUGAAGACACAAACAACAUCACCGUAACAAUCAUCGAUGGAAAUGAGUCUGUGUUUAAGAUGAACGGCUCUGAUGUGGUGGCUGAUGGUCAGAAGAUCGACUACGACACCGCAACGAACGAUGACACCUCCUACGUGCUAACCCUGCAUGUCGUCGAUGGUGCAAUCAAUGGUUUUUCAAACACAGCAACAGUGAUUGUUCGCGUACAGGUUCUACCGCGAAACGAGCAUGAUCCCACGUGGACUUCAAACACCACUUUAAACGGAGUACUACAGAACCAAACGACAGCCUCUAACAUAGCGCGCGACUCGAGCAUCCUGACUCUAGCCGCGUCGGACGAUGACGCUGGGCCUGAUGGAACUAUCAUCUAUCAGCUGAUAUCAACCAUCUCAGAUGCGGGAACCGAGGAACCUGGUCUGUUUCGGGUAGACCCGACAUCAGGGUACGUUACAAACACCGACUUCUUAGACAGUCGCAGCAGCCGCAAUAUCUCCACGUACUACGAUGUCACGGUCAUGGCCACGGAUAUGGGCCAGCAGCCUAGAAACAUCACGAGCACAGUCCGUGUGUCCGUCCAGCCAGUGAUGUGGAAAUCAGUGUUCAACGCCACGGCAACCACCAUGGUUGAGGUUCAACUCCCUGAGGACACCAGUGUCGGAGCUGUCGUGCACACCUUUGAUGAUAUAGAUGCGGAUGUGUAUCAACUUUUCGUUGUGGGAAGGCUGAAUGAGACAUUCCAGUUUAACCAAAACAGGCUGACCUUGAAGGGAAAGUUAGAUUAUGAAACGCAAACUGUUCAUGUGGUGAACUCAAGAGUGUUCAAUGCUAUCACUACCAGCUAUGUGACGGUUGUUGUCACAGUUAAUGACGUCAUCGAUGAACCACCGGUCAUUGAACUUUCUUCGGAACUAAAGCUAGCGGAAGAACUUCCUGUUGGCAGUACUGUGGCAGGACUAUUCACUGUGAAGGACAAUGAUAAAAAUGACACAUUAAACUAUACCUUGUCUGGCCAGCACGCCAAGUAUUUCACGAUCAACCAGAACACAGGAGAACUCUCUGUGACGAUCCCUGUUGAUCGCGAUGGUGACACUGGCGUCGCCAUCUUGGACGACCUCUGGCUGACUGUAGAAGACAAGUCCGGCCUACAGGCGAAUACCAGCUUGAACAUCACCGUCGUCGACGUCAACGACAACAGCCCUGUGUGUGGCUCCGACAUCGUCAAUGUCAAUGUCACGGAGAAUUCGGCAUCUGGGCUGAAGAUACUCAACCUGACUUGUACUGAUGCGGACGCCGGACCUAAUGCAAACAUUACACUGCGCGUAGUCAACGGGACUACCACGCCGUCAUUCGCUAUAGAAGAAUCUAGCCUGGUUACAGUUAACUCGUUGGACUACGAGAAACCAGGCAUAUCUGACAACAAAUACACAGUACUGGUUUUGGCUACUGAUCAUCCCAUUAAUGGACAAUCCAACACGGGAACCACCGUGAUUCAGAUUGAGAUUCUGUCAGAAAAUGAGUUUGAACCGGUUUGGCAGAUUCCAAAUGUGACAGCGUCACUAACCAAUACCACCGAGCUCACUACGUCUUCUAGCAUCAACUCAUCCACCCAGUCACCAACACAGAACACUCAGCCAGGAACAGUGACAUUUCCAGCAGUCACCCUCAACCAGAAGGCUGUCGCUGGCACCAUCGUGACAAGAGUUGUAGCCGAAGACAAAGACAAAGGGCCUGACGGCCAGCUAAACUAUGAAGUGGUAUCGGUUCUAUCUGAUACCAACGAAUCCAAAUCCAGCAUGUUUAAGAUAGACUCACGGUUGGGUAUUAUUACACUGGCAGAGAAACCGACAGACCAGGCCAAUGUAUCAAGCUAUUAUGAUAUAACUGUAUCCGUCAGAGACAACGGUAAUCCCUCCAAAUCAUCCAGAGCACUGAUAAAAGUUACCAUACAACAGAUACUGAAUAGCCCACCUUCGUUCAACGAAUCCUUGUCUACAAUAUCAAUACCAGAGGACACAGCUGUUGGAGACGCUAUCUUUAACAUCACUGUGUGGGAUGGCGAUGGCGACAACGUGACUGUUCACAUCAAAGGGAAAGCAGCAUCCUUAUUUCUGGUCAAUGGAUCAAUGAUAACAUUGAUGAAGCAAUUGGACUUCGAAAAGGAAGCUUUUCAUCUUUGCAUUUUAAGUGCUACUGAUGGAAAAUCGACCACAGAAAGCUCGCUUCUUGUUCGAGUGACCAAUGUGAUGGACGAACCUCCAGUGAUUCGAGUUGGCGAGCAGACGACACUGAUGGAAGGACUUCCUCCAGGACUCAUUAUUAGUGGUCUCUUUACGGUCACUGACGCUGACGAGGGCGAUACACUGAAUUACACUCUUCGAGGCACCCACAGCUCUUUCUUUUCUAUUGACAACGUGACUGGUGAGGUCAAAAUCAGAGAGUAUCUGGACUACGAUGGUUCAAAUGGACUUCGCCAUCUGGAUGAUCUAAUACUCGUAGUAGAGGACAGCGCCCAGAUGACGGCCAAUGUCAGCUUGAAUUUAACGCUGCUAGAUGUAAACGACAACAGCCCAACGUUUUCACAGUCCAUAUACUACGCUAAUAUUACUGAGAAUAGCAACGCAAGCAUGCUAGUUCUGGAGUUGGAUUGCACGGACAUUGACGAAGGACCAAACGGUAACGUGACACUGAACAUCACCAAUGGUGAUUCGGAGUCUGUGUACCGUUUGGAAGGACGCCAGCUCUUUGCUGAUGCAUCUCGAAUUGACCUUGAAGGUUUCAAUCAGACUUGUCCAGUGUUUGUCCUUACAAUACUGGCUAGUGAUUCUUCAGAGAACACAAACACGGCAACAGCAGUGGUCAUUGUUAAGAUCCUACCAAAGAACGAAUUUGUUCCAAAGUGGCAGAUGAGAAAUGGAGAAGCGGACAUUAACGAAACAGUGGAUGCAUAUGCCACUGUUGGAAGCCCAGUGACGGUUUUCUAUGCAUCAGACGAGGACACGGGUGAUGAUGGAAUCGUUAACUAUUUCCUCACAUCAUCACAGAAUGGUUCAAAUCACUCUGACGUGUUUAAGCUGGACAAAGUAACCGGCGUUCUUGUGACAACUGCAUCCUUGUCUCAGCGAUCAGGAGAAACCUAUAAUUUGACAAUCGAGGCCAGGGACAACGGGUCCCCGCCUAAAUACACCGACACCAAGAUUAUGAUAAAGGUGGAACCCGUACAAAACAGACCACCUGAGUUCCCCUUGCCCAUCAUGAGCACGACCGUUUCCGAAGAUGCAGCAAUGGGAAGCGUGGUGUACAACCUUUCUGUGACGGACCCCGAGGGUAAUAACGUCACAGUGGAACUGCUUGGCAAUGAUACCGAUAACUUCAUCGUAGACGGAUAUCAGAUUAAAGUGAAUGGAAAACUGGACUAUGAAAAAGAAACAAUUUAUGUUAUAGCCGUUAGAGCUAGUGAUAAUAAACAACAUUCCUCGGCUGUGGUAAGAGUUAAUAUCCGUGACGUCAUAGAUGAAUAUCCAGAACUUGAAGCAUCAAAGACAGUAGUCGUCCCAGAAGAACUUCCGAUUGGAACAGUGAUAGGGUCAUUUGCCACUGUAGUAGAUCGAGAUAAGGGAGAUAACCUUACACUUUCCUUGCAUGGGGAAGGCAGCGAGUUUUUCUCGGUAAAUCCAAUCAGCGGUGAGAUGAGCAUCAACAGAACUAUGGACUAUGAUGAGGAGCGUCCAUUCAGGAACGGGGCGCUAACACUUCAAGCUGUCGACAGCGAAGGGCUGCAGAGCAACGUCUCCGUCAACAUAUCAAUCACCAACAUCAACGACAACCCACCAGUAUUCCAGCAGAACACGUAUCUAGUCAGUGUUCAGGAAAACACGACACGUGAUUCACCGCUGAUACAGCUCAAUGUCACAGAUAAAGAUGCGGGUGACAGCGAUAAUCUAACACUGACUUUUGCUCUUGGCAACGAGAAAGGAUAUUUCCGGCUUGUUAACCAAAGUCUGUACGUCCAGGGUGAGUCGCUGGACUAUGAGCAGAAGUCGUCCUUCACCUUGAUCGCUAUUGCACGUGAUCAACCAACAACUGGUUCCAGUCUAACUGGUACUACGGUUAUCACUGUGAAGAUCACGUCCAAGAAUGAAUUCGCCCCUGUUUGGUCAGGUGUCGCUCCAGCAGGAGCAGACGUUAGUUCCAAUCAAGCUAUAAUUAACGCUAAUGCGUCAAGUGUUAACUCCAAGAACACAACAGAAAACCAAAAUUCAACAAAACCGGAAACGAAUACAACACUUUUGCUUUUAUAUAAUGAGCAGACUGGACUUCUCUCUGUUAACGACUACGUAAACAGUGAUGCUCCGUUCACCAUUUAUCGUAUCAUGAUUGCUGCUACGGACGGUGGAACGCCUUCGCGCCAGACUAACGGCAGUGUCACGGUCAUUGUCGAGCGCAGUGCUGUAGAUCUGAGUUUCAACCAAAGUCUGUACAGACUGACCAUCCCUGAGAACACCUCGGUUGGAGAAGUACUGUACAGUUUAGCACUUCGCAGUGGCGAUAUAGAUCCCAGUAACGUUAGCUUUCAAAUUGUUGACGCAAACAUAUCAUCGUCGCGGUUUCAGAUGAACAACAAUAAGUUCAUACUUUCUAAAAGCCUUGAUUUUGAAGACACUAAUCAGUAUCUAAUACGAGUCAGAGCAACUUACGGUGAAGAUGAAAGUUACGCUUGGCUGAUGGUGAAAGUCAGUGACGUCAUCGACGAGCGGCCGGAGAUAACACUUUCCGGACAACUAGCUAUACCCGAGGAACUACCAGUUGGUUCUGUUGUGAAUAAUCUAUUUACAGUGGUCGAUAAAGACAUCGAAGACAACCUUACGUACUCUCUAACGGAUAUUAGUUUUGUAUGA
Molecule: messenger RNA, 7962 nt
Organism: Gigantopelta aegis
Lineage: Eukaryota; Metazoa; Mollusca; Gastropoda; Neomphalida; Peltospiridae
Product: protocadherin Fat 4-like
Exons: 32
Coding region: 1-7962 (2653 amino acids)
Biological process (GO): homophilic cell-cell adhesion
Cellular component (GO): plasma membrane
Molecular function (GO): calcium ion binding
Source: RefSeq, a predicted model, not a curated record